UAUAUAAUGCAUUACAAGGAAGAAACAUAACAAACCAUAGAACAGGAUGAGAUAUUCAACGUACUAGUAGUUGUUGGGAAAUUAUGGCAAGUGAAGAAUAUAGCGAUAAUCGACAGAUGGAUGGAUUGCAGCCGGAUUUGUGUAGGAAAACCCCAGUUACGCAUGACAGGUUACGUAAAGAUCUAGAAUAUGCUCAACAAGAAAUAGAACGAAACGUUUAUGAUGAACUUGAUGACUCCUCGAUCUCAACGCGAGACUCAAACCAGAUAGAUGCAAUACCCGGUUUCGCAGACGAUAGAACUAAGCCAUGCAAACACACUUUCAAAGAUCCCGACUAUGCCUACAUCAAAGGUAUAAUGAGGGGAACAGGGGAUCAUGGACUGAUGAUUUGUAUCCCCAAGGAGGUGAUAUCGAAAUUUGUUAAACAAGAAGAUGGAAAACAUAUCCAUGUCAGAAGUUUAAUCGGAGUGUGCCAGCUUGUUAAUGUCCAGGUAGAAGAGGAUCUUCCGGAAAACAGAGUAUGGGUAGAAAUGACAGCAAAACGUAAGCCAACGGAACACCAAUACUCGUCUACAUUGAGCAUGGGCACCGUUCAGAGUGCACAGUAUGCUAGGGGGCAAAUUUAUAGAACAGAGAACGAACCUACUCGACGAAGUCCCGUUCAACACAGCGAUGAUAACAAAGAUGAUUAUCAAACGCUCAAAUUCGAAUAUGUGGCGCCAGCCGGUUCAAUUAUAGUAGAUGAUAUUCUUAAACAUCAGAAGGUUGCUGAUUUUCUACUUGAUAAGACAAAUGAUUUCGAUCUGAAACUCACACAGUGGGAAUAUGACUACGAGGCUCCUGUUUUGCUAGAGAGGUUUCUGUGGUACCAUAAGGACAUUGAUCACAGAGAGGCAAAGCAAAGACUAAAUGGAAAGGAGGUCGGCACUUUUCUUGUACGGCAAGCGGCAAGCGGCGCUACAGCGGAUCCGAAUCACAAAUUCACCAUGGAAAUAGUCAGAAAAGAUAAGAAAAUUAUCCGCCUGAGAAUAAUGCAUCGAGAUGGGCUGUACAAUUUUGAGGAUUCAAAACAGAAGCUUAACGAAUUUACAAACUACUUGACCAAACUUCUAUCCGAUUACUUUGGACAUCAGUGACACGCGCCAUUCAAACCCAGUUUUGGGACUGUUUCAUCAAGGAUUGUCAGCAAAUCAUAUAACUAAGCUUCCGACGUGUGGUGGUAUUAUAUGUUCUAGGGUGUCGUAGAUGUAUGGAAACUGAUCGUCCAAGCCAUCGAGAGAGGGAUGGACAUUAGCAAACCAGGCGAAGAUUGGAAAAGGAUAACUGCCAUACCCCUAAGUAGAGCUUCCUAAAGAAAUGAGAGUCAUCGUGGAAUUGUACAACUACAAUGAUUCUCAUUAACACCAGACGGCAAAAUUUACUUUAAGAAUGUGUUUUGUGUUCUGUUGACGAGUUAUUUAUUCGAGGAGUGAAUUUUGUGAGUGUUUCUUUUACCGAAAAAACAAAACAGUAAAGAAUUACCGUCGCAUUUUAGUUAUGGCGGUUCCGUUUAAUACAUAUUUACAUGAUAAAAAAUAUGUCAAAUCAAAUGUAAUCCCCAAAUAAUCUCACAACCAUGUUAAAACCUUUACAUCUAUUUAAAAAAAAAAUACUCGUCAGAUAUGCGUUAUAGUUUGACUGUAUAUUCUAACAAUUGCAAUGUUUUUAUGUAUAAUGUUUGUAUGAACUGUUGACUAGAAAAACAAGAAACUAUAAGG
This is a messenger RNA of Mya arenaria, 1757 nucleotides long. RefSeq lists its product as uncharacterized. The record is from RefSeq and is a predicted model, not a curated record. Lineage: Eukaryota; Metazoa; Mollusca; Bivalvia; Myida; Myidae. The coding region runs from base 84 to 1136 and encodes 350 amino acids. The transcript has 5 exons.